GAGGGGGAUAAAAAAAGAUCACAACGCGGGAGAGAGCAGGUUGAAUCGUCUCUGCCGGGCUUACCGUUCACUCGCAGCAGGUUUGAACGCCCCAAAACCGAGGUCAUGGCUGUGGAUGUCGCGUUAAAAAAUCUGAAAAACCAAAAAUUCAAAAAGUAGAGAUGAAAAUUGGCUUGAUACUGUUUCCCGAGACGCUCUGUGGAAAGUGUCAGAGGCGCGACCGUGACCGUUGGAGCCGUUAGCCGAAGGACUGAGCGAGCCGAGGUCUUUCCUCCAUUUUGUAGAAGUCUACCUUUCCAAAGCAUCAGCCACUGAGUGUGACCAGCACUUGAGAUUUCCCCACAGAUUCCCAGCAUGGAGAGAACUGCCAUUUCUGCUUCACUGCUCUCCGUCUGCCUCGUUUUGGCUGUGUGUCGCUGUUCCCUGGCGGGUUCCUUCUGCCCGGCGCAGUGCGUUUGUGAAACCCGGCCGUGGUACACCCCUCAGUCGGUCUACCAUCAAGCCAAGACUGUGGACUGCAAUGAGCUCCACUUAAGCGCCAUUCCACGGAAUAUAACUGCUGACACUCAGGUGCUGCUUCUCCAGAGCAACAACAUCUCCAUGGUGACCUCAGAGCUCCGGAGUCUCAUCAACCUCACGGAGUUGGACCUUUCUCAGAAUCACUUUACGCACAUCCAAGAUGUCGGAUUGGGUAACUUAACCCAGCUAGUCACCCUUUACCUAGAGGAGAAUCAGAUUAAAGAACUUCCCGAUUUCUGCCUGAAAGAUUUAGUCAGCUUGGAGGAGCUUUAUAUAAACCACAACCAGAUAUCUUCGAUUGGCCCAAAUGCCUUCUCUGGCUUAGGGAGCUUGCUUAGGCUUCAUCUCAACUCCAACAAACUGGUGGCUAUUGACAGUCAAUGGUUUGAGUCUCUGCCGAACCUCGAGAUCCUCAUGAUAGGUGAGAACCCCAUACUUGGACUGCAGGACAUGAACUUCCACCCCCUUUCUAAACUGCACAGUCUGGUGCUGGCUGGCAUGGGCCUCAGGGAAAUACCUGCUGGAGCUUUUCAAGGACUGGAAUAUCUGGAGAGUCUUUCGUUUUUUGACAAUAAGUUGACAGCCGUGCCCAAAGACGCCCUCCGCUCUCUACCAAACCUGAAGUUCCUCGACCUUAACAAGAAUCCUAUUGUCUCUAUCCAGGAGGGUGAUUUUCAGGACUUCCUCCACUUGGAGGAGCUCAGCAUGAACAACAUGGAGGAGCUGGUGGCUGUGGAGAGAGGCGCGUUUUCCAGUCUCCCGCAGAUGGCCAAGUUGGAGGUUUACAACAACCCUCAUCUGUCCUACAUUGACCGUGCUGCUUUCCACAACAUGGGUGGUUUGCGCACUUUGCUGGCCCACAACAAUGACAUCACCCUCCUCCCUCAUGAGGUUUUAGCCUCUUUCCCCAACCUGGAUGAGAUAAGCCUACACAGCAACCCACUCAGGUGUGACUGCCUCUCAACCUGGGGGCCAGUCUUCGGUAACCAGUCGACUCUCAAGCUUUUGGAACCCCAGCUUACUCUGUGCGCCUCUCCUCCGCACCUGAUUGGGCACUCACUCCAGGAAGUGGUGUCAACCAACUGGAACUUGGCCAGCAACACCUGUCUGCCACUCAUAUCCCUGCAUGCAUUCCCUCCUCAGCUUAACGUCACGGCUGGGCAGCCCUUGACACUGGACUGCUGGGCUGUGGCAGAUCCUGUCCCUCAGUUCUACUGGGUGACCCCCACAGGUGACAAAGUAACUUCGGAGACUGCAUCCACAGCACUGAACGAGGGAAGCGUGGGCGCUAAAAAGCACAGAAUGCAAGAUCAAGGUGCUCUGGAGAUACUCCAUGUUGAACCAGAGGAUGCCGGUCUCUAUACAUGUGUGGCAUGGAACGCAGAAGGUGCGGAUACUCGGAGCGUGUCGGUAUACGUGGACAAAAGCAACUGGCAAGAUGAUCGGCAGAGAGCAGGCCUGCAGUGGGGGGUGAACACCACAGGAGCUCUGGUUGUCUUGGCAAAAAUCAUCCAUGCACAGUCUGUAGUACUGGAAUGGAAAGUAUACCCAUCUGCCCCUGCCUCAGGCCGUGAGUUGCCGCAACCGAAGUGGCUCAGCGCCACUAUAAAAAUCGACAACCCUCAGAUCAGCUACACAGCGAAAGUCCCUGUAGACGUCCAAGAAUACAACCUCACUCACCUGCUGCCCUCCACGGAGUACCGAGUCUGCCUGACCAUGUCGUCCGCGGAGCAGCAAACCCAGCAUUCCUGCAUCAAUGUCACCACCAAAGAAGCCAGCUUUGCCGUGGAGAUGGUCGCCCAACCGAGCAACGUUGCCUUGGCAGCGGUGAUGGGCUCCAUGUUCGCCAUCUGUAUCAUGGCCCUGCUGGUGUUUUACAUGGGUCGACGAAUAAAGCAAAAGUCCUGUCACCACUCGCUGAAGAAGUACAUGCAGCACGCCACCUCUAUUCCCCUCAACGAGCUGUACCCUCCCCUCAUCAAUUUGUGGGAGAACGAAACGGAGAAAGAGAAGGACGGCUCCGUUGACCCCCAGAACUCACAGAUAGACACCUCAAAGACGUACAUGUGGUAGUUUCACGAGUUUCACAAGGAACGAGUAGAAAAAGACACUUCAAAGUAUGUAUGGUGCUGUACAUAGAUAAGUAUGUAAUUACUUACUAAGAUGUCAUUGUGGAAGAUGUAUUUUUAGAUUGUAUUACCUUCCCUGGCCGAAAA
Colossoma macropomum (tambaqui) is the source of this 2735-nucleotide messenger RNA. RefSeq lists its product as uncharacterized. Bases 355 to 2592 code for a protein of 745 amino acids. The transcript has 2 exons. Gene Ontology annotation, molecular function: protein binding. The record is from RefSeq and is a predicted model, not a curated record. NCBI's taxonomy places the organism in Eukaryota, Metazoa, Chordata, Actinopteri, Characiformes, Serrasalmidae.